GUAUUCAGGAAGGAGAUUAUAUUUACAUGGAGGAAUCCAGUGAAGGACCCAGGAUCUUGAGAUGAAAAUAGGAAGUAAAGAAAAUGAGGACACCACACAGUCUUUACAGAUCUUGUAUGCAUAUAUUCACCCUGCUGUACAUACAGGGAACACAAGGCUUGGAAAUUCUAGACUCUCUUAGGUGUGUCAAUAAUUUCAAAACACACUGGACCUGUCACUGGAAUGAAAUGGAGAAAGUACGAGAAAUACUUCCCAUGAGCCUCUACCGCUGGAAUAAGCUGAAUAGUACUGCUCCCUCUAGCAACCAGGAAGAUGGGAAACUUCAUAUGAGCUGCCGCUUUGAUGACAGGUUCAGCUCUUCAGUAGCUGCCAGCUUCGCCUUUGUAACAGAAAAGGAUGUUCAUGUGGAGACUUGCCUUAUACCAACAUCUAAAGUUCAGAUGUUUCCUCCAGAAGACCUUGAACUCCAAAUGUCCGACAAUGGCAAAAUGAGUCUAUCCUGGAGGAUGCCAAAACUUGUACACUCUUCUGCAUCUCUUUUGUACCAAGUCAUCUACUGUAGGAAGGAUUGGGAAACGUGGGAGGAUGCUGUUUCUUUAAAUGUCUUGGGAAAGAUGGAAGUCCAUUUCAGUCCUCAGUCAUUUGUACCUGGGAGCACUUACCUCUUUAGAGUACGUUCUGUGAGACAUGAAGACCCAGGAUACCGGAGUGCGUGGAGCAAAGAACUGACCUGGGCUACGCCUUCAGAUCAUGGAACCAUUAUUCAAAAUUUAAAAUGCGAAUAUGAUGGCUCUGUAAAGAUGAAUUGCAGCUGGGAGGUGAAGAGAGAACUGAUAAGCUCUGUGUCCUUUACUUUAUACUACACUGAAUCCCCCACAGAUUGCAAAUUUGCAUCAACUGAUGGAAAGAAGUCAUGUCUUGGUGAAAUAGAUGAGAGUAAAGAAAGUGGGCCUUAUGUACAGUACAGAUGUUCUCUGCAAGUACCUUUAUCCCAGGCGCAUAAUUACUUUAGUAUCCAAGUCAGAAUGCUGGAGGAGGUGAAAGAUCUUAAAGCCCAUGAGAAUAUUCAGAUUGAGUCUCCCACUGAUCUCCAAAUAAAAAACCAAUCAAGCAAUGGAUAUACACUGAUAUGGAGCCCACCAGAGGUUGUCUUUCCUACUAUCCAGUUAACAUACCAGUUGUGUUACUGGAAGGAGGGAGACCCGGAAUGCCCCCCUUACUCACUGGUCAAUGUCUCAGGCAAUCCACCUGAAUAUUACUUUCCAAUUUCUAAACUUGAGGGCUUCACUCACUACACAGCAAAGGUGCGUGCAAAGCCUGAUGAAAAGUCUCUCUAUAAUGGUCCAUGGAGUGAAUGGAGCCAGAGCAGGUCCUGGAGGACAACCAAUGUUCUAACAACAAACAUCAUAUGCAUAUGCGCCUUUAUUAUCUCCAUCACUAUUUCGCUGUUUGCAUUUUUUGCAUUCAGGUAUUACAAGAGGUUAAAGCAAAGUUUCAAUGAUUCCCUACCCAACCCCAGCAAGAGCAAACUGCUCAGAAAUCAACCACUGGGAUACUGGAAACAGAGCUAUUACCCAUUCAUACAUCGAGACUUCUACGCAGAAGAAAAACCUUCAAUAUGUGUUACAGUCAGUCCUGUGGCACUACAGUCAACAUAUGAAUCGGCAGAAGAAUUGGUGACAGAGAACACUCCAAAUCCUGAUGCUAAUCCGCUAGGACCUUAUUCAUUACCACCACCAGCAGAGGAGAAGAUCAUGCCUGACCAGUGCAAAUCUCUGGGAACUGGAGAGAAAAGUGACACUACUACAGUGUCUACAUCAGAGGUUAAAAAAGGUCUUUCCAAUAAGAGCUAUAAUGGGCCCUAUCUGAUGUUCUCCGGUGGUAAGUCGAUGUCAAAUUUGGUGUCAAAUGAAGCAAAGCAUCCAGGGUAUUUUAGCCUGCCUAGUUGCCAAGCUGAGAUAUUUAAUCUCCCCAAAGAAACUACCCAGAUAUGUCAACCUCAGCCACCUGGGGAUCAAAUGGGUUAUGUGAUCAGUAUGGAGAAACCACUUUCUGUUCAGCCAAUGCAGAAUCAAGACAAGAAAUGUGCUCCUGAUAAUAAAUACACUGCAAUCCCUGCAUCCUCUGACUUCCAAGUAUUGCCAGAAGGACCCUUGAUGAUAAUUAACCCUGAUGGGUCUGGGCCACUUUUGCUUAAGCAGGUUGGAGAUUACUGUUUUUUCCCAGGGCUCCGUGGAAGCCAAGAACAUUUAGAAAGAAAAAUGGCACCAGUCAGUGAACAAAACCAGCAAAAUGCACCAGAAGACCCACCUCUACCUGCUGUACAAGCAUUUAAAGUCAUGCAAAGAGGGUACCUUGCUUUGCCACAUACUUAGAUAUUACACGUUAUUCUCUUAAG
Messenger RNA from Nanorana parkeri, 2398 nucleotides. It is a transcript of the gene CSF2RB, whose product is annotated as colony stimulating factor 2 receptor beta common subunit. The record is from RefSeq and is a predicted model, not a curated record. Lineage: Eukaryota; Metazoa; Chordata; Amphibia; Anura; Dicroglossidae. Gene Ontology annotation, biological process: cytokine-mediated signaling pathway. Bases 117 to 2375 code for a protein of 752 amino acids. The transcript is spliced from 14 exons. Gene Ontology annotation, molecular function: cytokine receptor activity; protein binding. Gene Ontology annotation, cellular component: membrane; external side of plasma membrane.